CCCCAAAUCCCGUCCAAGAAACCGACCAGGAAGCGAAUGGCGGAAAUUUAGAUCCACCUCACGCUUUCAGCUAACAGUUUUUGGGGCAGAGCUGUUUCUCUCCUAAAUGGAGACGCCAGCAGAGUAGAAGACACAUGUGUUGUUGCUAACAACGGUGGACGGGGUUAAAGAAACGAUGUCUUCGCGUCCAACUACACGGCAGCAUCGGUAACGUGAAUGGACGGAGUGAGUCCUGUCACUGAGAUCCUGACAGAUUAAACACCGAUUUAUGGCCUUGCUCCUCAGCUAGACGAGGGAGACGACGAGAGUAUCAUCAUGUUCCUGAAAGCAUCUUUCACCUCCCUGAUUGUGGGGGUGUUUGUGGUGUACGUGCUCCACACAUGCUGGGUGAUGUACGGCAUAGUGUACACUAAACCCUGCGACAACCCCAAAGAGGACAACUGUAUCACACCCUUCCUGGCAGGGAACCCCAAACUACAGUUGAGUAUCUACACCGCACUGCAACCCAAUGCAGAGGGAGGACAUACUUUGAUCCACAAAGAGGAAUCAUUCGAUGUCAACAGCAAGUUUGAGAGAUCUGAUUGGUCAGAAAGAGAGAAGGCCCAGCAGAGAAAGGUGAAGGUGACCUGGCGCAGCUCCACUUCCAUAGGUUUCACAGAAAAGGAUGCGGAUGAGAUCAAAGGAAUCUUUGUGGACACCAACCUGUACUUCCUGGGUCUGACUUUCUUUGUAGCCGCCUUCCAUCUCCUCUUUGACUUCCUCGCGUUCAAGAAUGACAUCAGCUUCUGGAAGGAGAAGAAGAGCAUGGUGGGAAUGUCCAGCAAAGCAGUGCUGUGGAGAUGUUUCAGCACCAUCGUGAUUUUCCUCUAUUUGUUUGACCAGCAGACCAGCCUGCUGGUCCUCAUACCUGCGGGCAUCGGCUCUAUCAUUGAAGUAUGGAAAGUGAAGAAGGCCUUGAAGAUUCAGGUGGUGUGGAAAGGAGGCAAACCUUCAUUCCAGUUUGGGAAAAUGGAUGAAUCGGAGAGGAGAACAGAACAUUACGAUACUCUGGCCAUGAAGUAUCUCUCUUACCUCCUUUACCCGUUGUGCAUUGGAGGGGCUGUGUAUGCUCUAGUAUUCCAGCGAUAUAAGAGUUGGUACUCAUGGUUGAUCAACAGUUUAGUUAAUGGUGUAUACGCCUUUGGUUUCCUCUUCAUGCUUCCUCAACUAUUUGUCAACUAUAAGCUGAAAUCUGUGGCCCACCUGCCCUGGAAAGCCUUCAUGUACAAGGCAUUCAACACUUUCAUCGACGAUGUGUUUGCCUUCAUCAUCACCAUGCCAACGUCCCACAGACUGGCCUGUUUCAGAGAUGACGUGGUGUUUCUCAUCUACCUCUACCAGAGAUGGCUCUACCCAGUGGACAAAACGAGAGUAAAUGAAUAUGGAGUUUCUUACGACAAAGAACCCAAAAAAGAAAAGACUCACGAGGACUAGUGAGGAGAGACACUUGGAUUCCAUGAUCUCAGUCCAAUGGUAUCCACGGAUUGGUAAUGGUCAUUGGGUAUAAACUGAGCUCCAGGUGAAGAGGCACCUGGAAAAGUGUUUAUGAUCCAGAUCAGUUCAUCGUAAAUGGACCAGCUGCGACACCAAUCCUAUGGUUUUUGACUUUUUCAUUCCGUCCCAUAGUGCAACAUUUUGAAGGGUCAACAUCUGCUUAUCCGCCCUUUGCAGUCUGGAAAGGAUUAUUUUUUACAGCGAGUGAUGGGACAGGGAAAUCAAUAAACCUCUAACCAUUUCACUGACGCAACAAAUCUAGGAACAACGUGAUUGGUCUGUUUGCACCAAUAUGACCAUCUGUUCCUCAGGUCAGACACUGCUCAGCUUUGUUAUGAAAGAGUACACUGAUGACUAUAGCAGCUCUCCUAUAGUAGAUAUAUCUUGCUUUCUCUGCCAUAAGGUCUACUUUUUAGUUUUCCACCAAGCCAGUCACAUUCCUUGUCUAUUGGAGCAGCUCUAUACUGUUGACAUCACUGGAGGUCUUUUUUUACUUACAGUAAUUUACAGCUUUGCAUGUCAGCAAAUAGUCAUUUGGUUGUAUGAUAUUACAUUGGGCUCCCACUUUAAGCAAAAACCACUUCUUAAGGGCCACUUUAGAUAUUGAGUUUCCAAAUUUUAAUUGCAAUGUCAAAAAGUGAUGAUUAGAAUUUGAAAACCUUUUUUUUAAGUUGUAUAUGGCUCUAUUGUUAGCUCAGUUAAUUGUUUCAAAAGCAGCAUUUAAAUGAGAAAUUAUAUAAAGUGGAGCUAAUUAUUUUUGUUAAAAGGAUGUGAACAAUUUGCCAAUUAAAAAUGAUGAAUGUGUAGCCAUUUAAAUUAUUUAUCAUCAAUUAUUAUGAAGACAAACCCAACAUGUUUAAACCCUGGGACAAUUUGUCAUCUUAAAAGUGAGAAUAUGCAUCAAUGAAAUGUUUAAGGUAACAUAAAGUUAGUUACAAAUUGAAAAUGCAUCAUUCUAACUUUUAAGAUAUUUACUUAUGUACUUUCUCACAAGAGUUCAUUCAUUCAAUGGUCAUCGUCUUAAAACAACCGUCUCCUGUCUCUCCUGAUCUGGCCACACACUAAAUGAUGCUGACAUUUUUUAACUAUGACACAGUGGGGUAACGUCGAUAGCCAUACGGUCAUUUCCACCCACUACCGUUUGUGGUUUGGUUUUACCUUCUCAAGUAUUUUUUACAUAUCAGGGCCAAGAAAAUAUGUUGGUGCCAAACUUUUUGAACUUUGAAUGUUCACCAUAAAGGGUCCAUCUGCCGUUUUUAAAUAGAAACUAACAUUGUGAGAUUAACGGUUUAUGGUAAGACUUGAGGAAAGUAUUACUACAAGUUGAUAUACAGUUGCAUUUAGAUUUUUCUGCUAUAAUUCUAAUGUUCUUCUUUUUUUUUUCAAAAUGUGUCUCUGUUUUAUUUUGAUAUAAAGAUUCAUGGAUACAUUUGGUCUGUGCGUAAAUAACUAGCCCAGGGUUUCUUUUCCUUUGUGGGCUGAGAGAGAUUUGCUAUAAAACUACCUUGAAAUGGUUUUACUUAUUGUAAUGUUUAUGUUUUUGAUUGUGAUUAAAUAAAACUGUUGACUGAC
This is a messenger RNA of Notothenia coriiceps (black rockcod), 3105 nucleotides long. RefSeq names its product CLPTM1 like (gene clptm1l). The transcript is spliced from 16 exons. The record is from RefSeq and is a predicted model, not a curated record. Gene Ontology annotation, cellular component: endomembrane system; membrane. NCBI's taxonomy places the organism in Eukaryota, Metazoa, Chordata, Actinopteri, Perciformes, Nototheniidae. The coding region runs from base 316 to 1473 and encodes 385 amino acids.